GUAACUUAAUUCACGCCAUAAUUUCUCCCUCAAUGAAAAUUUCCCAUUUGCUUUAAAUUUUAUUGAAAGGAAGAGAAAAAGAAAAACAACAACAAAAAUUUAUUUUCCGGGGAAGAAAAAUAUUUGAUCUCUUCCGCCAUAAACCGGAACUUCAUGGAGAUCCGAUCUGUGAAAGUGCUCAAUGUUUCCUUGGCUGCAUCUGAGCAAGAUAUUAACGAGUUCUUUGUUUUCUCUGGUGAAAUUGUACAUGUUGAAAUGCAAAGAGAUAAUGAACGAUCUCAAGUUGCAUAUGUUACUUUCAAGGAUUCACAGGGAGCAGAGACUGCUGUUCUUCUUUCAGGGGCAACAAUCAUUGAUCAGUCAGUUACCAUUGAGUUGGCUCCUGAUUACAAGCUACCUGCCUCUGCAAUACCUGCAACAGAAAACCAAGAUUCUGAAAAUGCAGAAUCAGCUGUCCAGAAAGCGGAGGAUGUUGUAAGCACCAUGCUAGCCAAGGGAUUUAUUCUUGGCAAAGAUGCAGUGGGCAAAGCAAAGGCCUUUGAUGAGAAGCAUCAGUUCACAUCAACUGCCACUGCCAAAGUUGCUUCUCUGGACCAGAAGAUUGGUUUCACUGAGAAACUUAAUGCUGGCACAAUCAUUCUGAAUGAAAAAGCCAAGGAAAUGGACCAGAAGUACCAGGUUUCCGAGAAGACCAGGUCCGCAUUGACGGUUGCUGAGCAGAAAGUGAGCACUGCUGGUUCUGCCAUCAUGAAGAACCCCUAUGUUUUAAGCGGAGCCACGUGGGCCAUGGGCGCUUACAACAGGGUUGCUAAGGCCGCUGAAGAGGUGGGGCAGAAGACUAGAGAAAAGGUUUUGGCGGAGGAGCAAGUUCAAAAAACAGAGGGAGAAAAUUCACAAGUUAAUGAACGUGGAUCUCCCAUGGCAGCUGAACAUGCUACAGUGGAGCAACUGUCCAAGCCCUUAUCAGAACAAGGUCAAAAACCAGAGGGGGGAAAUGCAGAGAUAUCUCUCAAAGCUGUUGAACCUGCUGCAGUCGAACAACCUCCCAAGCCCUAAUCAGAACAAGGUUUAAUCCUUUAAUUCGCAAAAGACGGUACAUACCAGUUCCAAAGAUCCAGGUCAUCUGAAAUCUGCUUUCUAGUUGAAUGCAGGAUAGCUUGUCCACACAUUGUUUUGUUAUAUUGAUGGCAAUGGAGCUAGUUGCUUUUCCAUUCCCACUCCGCUCUUAUGUGGAUGGUCAAAACAUUCACCUCUAAUUCUCUAUAGUCACGCCAUUGCUCCUCGUCUCUUCAAUUCAGAUUUUGA
Messenger RNA from Hibiscus syriacus, 1305 nucleotides. RefSeq names its product binding partner of ACD11 1-like. Lineage: Eukaryota; Viridiplantae; Streptophyta; Magnoliopsida; Malvales; Malvaceae. The record is from RefSeq and is a predicted model, not a curated record. Gene Ontology annotation, molecular function: RNA binding. The transcript is spliced from 5 exons. The coding region runs from base 154 to 1056 and encodes 300 amino acids.